AUGACUGUUACUACAAAGUUUUCAAAGUUAGAGGCUGAGGCCUUGGAUCCAAUCAUUGCAACCAUGGCCCGGUAUGCUGCCGACCCUAACCCUAAUAAGAUGGAUGUUUCAAUUGGGGUUUAUAAAGCAGCCGAUGGGUCUUCAUUCAUGUUUCCUUCUGUUAAGAUGGCAAAGGAAAUCUACAACAAGGUUGAACCAGGUCAUAACUAUACAACUAUGAGUGGUUUACCUGAAUUCAUUCCUGUUGCUCAACAGACUGUUUUCGGUGAUAAGAUUGCAGGGGAAGGCAAACUUGCUACUAUUCAAACCAUUUCCGGUACGGGAUCCCUUCAUAUGGCAAUGUUGAUUUUGAGAUCCGCUGGUUACACUAAUUUUGCUGUUGGAACACCCGCAUGGUCCAAUUAUAUUCCAAUGGCUCAACACAUUGGAUGUACCACUUCCACAUAUAAAUACUAUGACGAGGAAACUAAAACUAUAGAUUUUGAAAGUGUUGUUUGUGCGAUUGAAGAAGCUAGUCCAAAGACAGUUUUCAUUUUGCAAACAUGUUGUCAUAAUCCUACUGGAGCGGACUUGUCUAAAAACCAAUGGAAGACCAUUAGAGAUUUGACUAUCAACAAAGACUGCAUGGUGUUGUUUGACAUAGCCUAUCAAGGAUUUGCAUCUGGUGACAAGGACGAGGAUGCAUGGCCAAUCAGAUACUUUUACGAAGCCGGGAUGGAGUUUGUUGUAUGUCAAUCAUUCUCCAAGAAUUUGGGCUUAUAUGGAGAGAGAGCUGGUGCUUUGCAUGUCGUUGUUCAAGACAAAGACAGCUUGCCCAUUGUGCAUAGCAAUAUGGUGAAGAAUUUCAGAGAAGAAUGUUCCUUUGGUCCUGCUUACGGAGCCAGAAUCGUCAGUACUGUUGGUUCAACUCCGGAGAUCAAGAAGGUUUGGGAUCAAGACGUUGCUGGUGUCGCUGAAAGAAUGGUUACUAUGAGAAGACGUAUUUUGGAUACCUUGACCAAAUUGGAAACUCCGGGGAAAUGGGAUCACGUGAUUAGACAAACAGGAUUAUUCUGGUUCUCGGGGUUAACGAAAGAACAAACAGAAAGAAUGAUCUCUGAAUACCACAUUUACCUUACUCAAAAUGGUAGAGUUAACGUUGCUGGUCUAAACGAUGCCAACUUGGACCAAUUUUGUAAGGCAUUGGAUGCAGUUGUUAGAAGCUCUUAA
This is a messenger RNA of Lizanozyma spartinae, 1209 nucleotides long. RefSeq names its product Aat22p (gene AAT22). The record is from RefSeq and is a predicted model, not a curated record. Gene Ontology annotation, molecular function: L-aspartate:2-oxoglutarate transaminase activity; pyridoxal phosphate binding. Bases 1 to 1209 code for a protein of 402 amino acids. Gene Ontology annotation, biological process: L-aspartate biosynthetic process. Gene Ontology annotation, cellular component: cytosol. The transcript has a single exon. NCBI's taxonomy places the organism in Eukaryota, Fungi, Ascomycota, Pichiomycetes, Serinales, Debaryomycetaceae.